GUCAAAAAUUUUGAUGAAGUAGAUCAAAUUUGGGUUUAGUGCAAAUUUUAGUGUUGAAAAUGGAAAUUCAUUUGUCUCUAGCAAGGUCGAACUCAAUGAUUGAAUGAUUCAUCCAGGUUCACAUAAUAUAAUCAACAGAAGUAUCUGAAAAAAAAGAACAAGAACUAUGUCUUCGUCCUCUAAGAUGCAUCGUAUCGUCCCUCGGAGCAGGUCUUGCUCCUCUGCCUCAUAUCGGAGCAUUGGGGCUGCAACCUGGUGUGCGUCUGCUCCCAGCUCAUGCUCAUCAGUGUAUCAUGGGUAUGCAAGUUGUAGGAGCAGCCUCGUAUCAUCAUCUGGAAAUGGAAAUACGCCCUACAACCAUUCAGGAGAAUCUCGACGCUACUAUGCAGCCUAUAGUGAUUCCUCUGAUCGACGACUUGCGAUUCGAGAAAAGAAAGGCAUCGAGAUAUUAGAGUACUUUGGGGAAAAUGCCGAUAUUGAUAUCUCGACACUGCAGGAAGCUCUGAAACGAUUAGGACAGGAUACCCAGUCGCCGGAAGCGAUAACGCAAGUAGCGAACGAACCCCGUUUUCACACGCUGCUUGGCAAAAUGAAAAAGAAAGUGGAGGAGGUAAUAUGUCAUUUGGACAACUAUAAAAAUGUGCAUCUGUGGCGCUGAUCUCGCAAGACAUUACAAGUUGUGGUCUUCUUGGACAAAGCUGCAUGUUUUAACGAUAUCCCACGAACUAUCAAGGAAACUUUCUCCACCCACCUCGUCUACAACUACAGGGCAACCCCGACGCUUUAACCCUAGCCAAAAUAGCGGAUUCGAUUGGGAAAUUGCGUUUUUCUACUCCUGAACUAGAGGAUUUGACAGCAACGGUCGCAACCGCAGUGAAGCAAAGGCCAAAUGCUUUCUCACCACGGAAUUUGUCGCAAUUGUUAAGGCGAGUGUCGUUCAUGAUAUUGCUAUUGGUUGUCAAUGGGAUUUAGUCGUGUGAAGAACACUUACACUCUCAUGAUCUCUGAGUAGUGUUAUCUUGGUAACUUGCUAUUUUUCAAGUUUAUUACUCUACUGCAUCUGCAAGAAACAAGAUGCAGUGUCCUAAUAAUAUCACGAGCUGUUUGCUCACUCCCUCUAACCCAAGCUCUCGCCUUAAGCGCGCGCAAAUUGCAGGAUCCUGAUCUAGUGGAAUUCGUGAGAAUGGAGACUUUGAAGUGUGUCCAAGACGUAGAGCCAGCUCACGCCAACGCGCUCUUAGAAGCUUUCAGGCGAUGGGGCUUCUUCGACCGCAGAAUGCACGACAUGAUCAUCGAAAGGAUGACGGAUGAAGUGGACAGGUUCUCCAGUAGGGACAUCUGCGAUGCUUUGAAGGUAAUAUAUAAGACAUAGCAGUGUUGAUGACAAUUACAUUUACAACAACUUUUCUUGCUAUCGAAGUAGUGAAGAGAAACUCCUAUACUUUAGGCUACCAAGCGAGCAUCCUCAACAUCAUCCCUGCCUCAUUUUCAAGAGGGAAAUGGAUCCAGGGCGGAUGGUAGUUCUAAUAUACCCAGGAAUCCCCUCCUCAACAUCCUCCUCUAGGUCCUCUCUGAUCUGGGUUUGGUUCGCGGUUUCCUUCUGCGACGAUUAGCGCAACUCGCUUUCGAGAACUUGCGCGUUUUCACGCCGAAACAACGAGUUGGCAUCACGUAUUCACUGGCUAGGUUGAGGUUCCUGGUGAGGAUGAACAUGGACGACGUGUUGGACCACUUGCGUGACGACCUAGAGGAAAACGCGCUUUCCGCCGCUGAUGUUUCCAAGUUAUUCUUUUCGAUCUCGAUGCUGCAUCCCGAGUUCGACGACCACGCUUUGGUCAAGGACCUAGCUUCACGCUUUUUGGAUCAGCAUCGGAAGCAAGUGGUUUACAUGAUUCAUCUGAUCGAUGCCGCAUGGGCGAUUGUGAGGUUUAAGCACGUUUUCGACAAGGAUUGCUAUGCAAAGAGGGUCGAAGACCUGUUCUCAAGGAUUUUCUCAAUGCCAGUGGCGAGAAACCGGGUGUUGUUGGCCAAACUUUUCGAAGUAGUGCACUCACUGGAGCAAGAGGAGUGGAGAAUUUUUCAAAAAAGCAGUAUUGGUGCAGCUGAAGACGAGAGUAUUGCUGGUUCUGACUCUGACAGCUCCUCGACUGCAUCUUCUACUUCUCCAUCAUCUGCUGCAAAUAAGAGUAAAGGCGGGAAAAAUAAGAAAGAUAAUUCGAAAAUUAUGGCCACGACUGCUGCAUUUUCUUUUUCAUUUUCAAUCUCAGUAUGCUCAUGAUCCCCAGAUUCCUUUAAUUAAAAAGAUCUUGAACUUUAGUACUGCAACAACACCUGCUACUCGAGUAACUACAAUAAGGAUACUAGUCCUAAGAAUAGCCAGUGAAGCGAACAAAGCCAUUUCAAAUACCUCUAAUCUGCACACCUCCCUCACUGGCUUCGCAUUACAGCAACAACGAGUCGCUGCCCUCGGAAAGGGCGGUAGUUUUAAGCAGUGGAAGAUCGCUGCAGAUGAGACAGACGGUGUUGCACAAUCGAAAAACGAAAGCUCCCGCUUACAUGCAGAAUUGGUGAUGAAGCUGGAGCAUACGUUCCAUAGGAGAAGACUGCAUCUAGUGCAAAAUCAGCUAGUGGCGAAUUGCUUCCGGGUGGAUAUCGCUGAACAACGCACCAAGCUUGUCGUGGACAUUGACGCGCCAAAUCGAGCUGUGAACCGUGUGGUGAAGCAUCGGAUUUUGGCGAAGCUGGGCUAUUCGCCAGUCCAGGUCUCCUACUGGCGUUGGAGACAAUGCAAGAGUGAUGAGGAGCAAGCGGCGCUACUCGAGAAAAGUGUGGGCGAGAAGUUGCCGAGUGUGGCGUCGAUGGAAGGAGGUGGCGAAUAAUGGAGGACGGUUGUUCCCCAAAUCCAAGACGAGUGGUCCUCUGCAUAAAGACAUUUACAGCAUAAAGUUUGAAGAUACAGCUUUAUCGUGAAGAUGUGAAUGCAGUCAAGAACAGUAAAAGCGAGAUAGAACAACAUGAUAGCUUGUCGACCUGGUGCAAGGAUUCCUGCUCCCUAAUAUCGAUGGUAUCUUCGAUGUUUUUUGACAGUUUGAAAGAAAUCUGACGACAAAACAAAAGUACCAUGAGCAUGACGUAGAUGUUUCUUGAGUGACACUCACCAUGAUAUUUGAAGAAAGUUCUUGAAGUCGAUGUCUGGACUCGUAUUAUCAAUCUGUAUUGAGAGUCCAUUACAUUUGUCUUACAGUGUUAGUUGACGCGCUACACUGGCAUGUCUACUUAAUUGCUG
This is a messenger RNA of Amoebophrya sp. A25, 3286 nucleotides long. The record is from the annotation of a GenBank genome assembly. Lineage: Eukaryota; Dinophyceae; Syndiniales; Amoebophryaceae.